AUGAGUGGAGAAAAUGGAUGCAGAUGUGUGAUGCUGGCAUGGCUCAGAUCUCUGCAUUUACUUAUACGGGGCUCUUCUAAGCUUGUGGGGAGAAAUCUGUUUUCCAGGUUGAAGCAAUUGGUUAUGGAAAUGGCAUCGAGAGUUCUCUGCAGUGGUUAUAAAGGGUCCUUUACCUUUCUAUUUUCUGGAUUUCUGAUUUUGGAAAGGCACAUAUAUAGGCCAAACACUCAACUUGUUCUUCAUGGAAUCAGUCGCACAUUUGAAGGAGGCCAUAAACUCGGGAUUGUUGGUCGAACUGGCAGCGGCAAGACGACUCUGAUCAGUGCUUUGUUUCGUCUUGUGGAGCCUUCAGGUGGAAAAAUCAUCAUAGAUGGCCUUGACAUCUCAACAAUUGGUCUCCAUGACCUAAGGUCAUGUAUUGGGAUCAUACCUCAGGACCCUACUCUAUUUAAUGGGACCUUGAGAUAUAAUUUGGAUCCCUUAUCACAACACAAUGACCAAGAAAUAUGGGAGGUUCUUGGAAAAUGCCAGCUUCAAGAGGCUAUACAAGAGAAAGAGGGCGGUUUGGAUUCUUUAGUGUUAGAAGAUGGAUCAAAUUGGAGUAUGGGACAGCGACAGUUAUUCUGUUUAGGCCGUGCUAUAUUAAGAAGAAGUCGGAUACUGGUGCUUGAUGAGGCCACUGCCUCAAUAGACAAUUUAACAGAUUCCAUCCUCCAGAAAACCAUAAGGACUGAAUUUGCAGAUUGUACGGUGGUCACAGUAGCCCACAGAGUACCAACCGUCAUGGAUUGCACAAUGGUACUCGUCUUGAGAGAUGGAAAACUAGAAGAGUUUGAAGAGCCAAUUAAGUUAAUGAAGAAAGAGGGAUCACUAUUUGGGCAGCUUGUCAUGGAAUAUUGGUCUUAUCUCCACUCUGCUGAAUCAAGGUUAAAAAGCUAACCAAUUUAUGUUCCAUAUAUCAUCCUUUGGAUUAAUUACUUGUCAAUUUAAAGGCUCA
Molecule: messenger RNA, 997 nt
Organism: Macadamia integrifolia
Lineage: Eukaryota; Viridiplantae; Streptophyta; Magnoliopsida; Proteales; Proteaceae
Product: ABC transporter C family member 10-like
Exons: 6
Coding region: 1-939 (312 amino acids)
Biological process (GO): transmembrane transport
Cellular component (GO): plant-type vacuole; vacuolar membrane
Molecular function (GO): ATPase-coupled transmembrane transporter activity; ATP hydrolysis activity; ATP binding
Source: RefSeq, a predicted model, not a curated record